UUAUUUUGUUGAACGACAUCGGAAGUGACAUAAUCAGAACGUUAACAUUCGGAAGCUGCUAGGUUCCAAACAACUGGUGCUGCUUAAACUUUCAUAAAUUCAUCCUCCUGACAUCCUGACAUGGCUGUAGACUGGGUUGGGUUCAGCUAUGCUGCUCUGGUGUCAGCAGGAGGAAUCCUAGGUUACGUGAAAGCAGGCAGCGUCGCCUCCCUGGCUGCAGGGCUCUUGUUCGGCCUGCUGGCUGCAGCCGGUGCUUAUCUGGCAUCUCAAAAUUCCAAGAAUGUAUGGCUUUCACUAGGCACCUCGGGAACUCUGACUGUGGUGAUGGGACUGAGAUUUCUCAACUCAUGGAAGUUCAUGCCAGCUGGUUUAAUGACUUUAGCAAGUACAUAAACAGAAAUAGACAUAUGGCUAAAAACAAGGACAACAAAGCUGAACAAGUGGACUAAUGCUGGUAAAAAUCAUCACUGGAAUGCAGAAGAAACCACAUAAAUGAAAAAAUGAAAAUAUCUAAAUAUACCUUUUCUGUAUGUACACAUUUUUGACAUAAAAAAAAUCUAAUUUGUGCUCCCACAUACUCUUCAUUCACAAACAUUCCCUUGAUGUGGUUUUCUAAUACAAUCUGGUUCUGUAUAAAAAAUGUGAUAUAAAUAUAUUUUUUAGAAAGGGUACAAGAAAAUAAAGUACAUUUGUUAGAGUUACAGUUAGGUGAUGUUAGCUUGUAAAUGUAUCUGCUGCUGUAAAACAAUAAAUGUACCCACUUUGAUAAAGAAAUAA
Perca flavescens (yellow perch) is the source of this 777-nucleotide messenger RNA. RefSeq names its product transmembrane protein 14C. Gene Ontology annotation, cellular component: mitochondrial membrane. Gene Ontology annotation, biological process: regulation of heme biosynthetic process. The coding region runs from base 121 to 393 and encodes 90 amino acids. The transcript has 6 exons. The record is from RefSeq and is a predicted model, not a curated record. Lineage: Eukaryota; Metazoa; Chordata; Actinopteri; Perciformes; Percidae.